Molecule: messenger RNA, 2470 nt
Organism: Alosa sapidissima (American shad)
Lineage: Eukaryota; Metazoa; Chordata; Actinopteri; Clupeiformes; Clupeidae
Gene: pggt1b
Product: protein geranylgeranyltransferase type I, beta subunit
Exons: 9
Coding region: 13-1098 (361 amino acids)
Biological process (GO): protein geranylgeranylation
Cellular component (GO): CAAX-protein geranylgeranyltransferase complex
Molecular function (GO): CAAX-protein geranylgeranyltransferase activity
Source: RefSeq, a predicted model, not a curated record
UCAAAUGUAAAGAUGGCGGAAGAAGAGAGCCCGUUUGAUGAUUUCGAACAAGUUGACUUUUUGAGGGAUAGACAUAUACGUUUUUUUCAAAGAUGCCUUCAAGUUUUACCGGAGAGAUACUCGUCUUUGGAGACAAGCAGGUUGACAAUAGUCUUCUUUGCACUGUCUGGCUUGGAUGUGCUAGAUGCCAUGGAUGUGAUUGAAAAGCCGAGUUUGAUCGAAUGGAUCUAUUCCCUUCAAGUUCUUCCCACUGCGGACCAAUCCAAUCUGUCACGCUGUGGCUUCCGUGGAUCCUCACACAUAGGAGUUCCAUACCAGACAAAGGGCCCUGGCUCUCCCCACCCUUAUGACAGUGCCCAUGUGGCAAUGACAUACACGGGCCUGGCCAGCCUCAUCAUCCUGGGGGACGACCUGAGUCGUGUGAACAAGCAGGCCUGCAUGGCAGGCUUGAGGGCCUUGCAGCUGGAGGAUGGCAGUUUCUACGCCGUCCCAGAGGGAAGUGAGAACGACAUGCGCUUCAUCUACUGCGCGGCCUGCAUUUGCCACAUGCUCGACGACUGGUCGGGGAUGGACAUCAAAAAGGCCAUCGACUACAUCAGAAAAAGCAUGUCCUAUGACAACGGCAUUGGGCAGGGAGCUGGCCUGGAGUCACAUGGCGGCUCGACGUUCUGUGCGGUGGCGGCGCUGUGCCUGAUGGGGAAGCUGGAGGAGAUGUUCAGCCAGCGCGAGCUGGACCGGAUACGCCGCUGGUGCAUCAUGCGGCAGCAGAGCGGCUUCCAAGGCCGCCCCAACAAACCCGUGGACACCUGCUACUCCUUCUGGGUGGGCGCCACUCUGGAGCUUCUAGAUGUUUUCAAGUACACCAACUUUGAAAAGAACCGGAACUACAUCCUGUCCACCCAGGACCGAUUGGUGGGGGGGUUCGCUAAAUGGCCAGACAGCCAUCCAGAUCCCCUACACGCCUAUUUCGGGAUCUGCGGUCUGUCGCUGAUUGGCGAGGCCAGUCUGCGGCGAGUGCACCCCGCCCUCAACAUCAGCCAGAGGGCCUUCGAGCGCCUGCAGCAGCUGCACCGGGCGUGGAGAGAGACCUGCACAUGACAACGUGCCACCAGCCGACCCGCUCGCUCGCUCGCUCUCUCUUACACACACACACACACACACACACACACACACACAAACUCUUAAAAACCAUGUCAGCCUCUGAUGCCACGUGCAUUCCUCUCAGUCCUCACCCUAACCUGAGUUAACUUAGCAAUAGUGUCAGAGCUGUUGCCUGGCAGCGGGCGAUGGGAGUUGCGCGGAGGGUGGGGGCGGGGUGGGGGUGUGAGUGGAAGACCUGGGAGGGGAGGGGAGGGGAGGGUGGAGUGAUGAAUAAAUGAUUGGGGUCCGGCAUAAUAAAUUAUUAAGCGGGAUCUGUCAGAGUGGAACCUUGGCCCUGGGACGGUCCUCACAAGGAUGGGGUUUAGCCUCUGCGCCUCACUUUUUGUGUUUGUUUGUUUUGCUGAGCCGAUAGCGUAGCUGUCCCUCUUUCACCUAAUUUCCUGGAGAGGUGUACAGAUACUUUAUUUCUAUGUUUGUUACUUUGAAGUCAUUCUUUGACUUGCUCAUUGCCUUGAACUUAGCGUGUCGCUCUUUUUUUUUUUUUUUUUUUUUUUUUUUUGCUCCAAGUGCUAUCGUUCAGAGAUGUCAAAGGAGACUCUCACCCUGCCUCAGUCAGAUGGGUGUGACCUUUUUUUGACUGACCGGUGCAGCUUAGCAGCCCUCUGAAGGUCAUCUCUUCACUCUAGUGAUUGUUACACACCUUUAAAAAAGGAAACAAAACAUAAGACUAGAAGCUGAUGCUGCAAACGGUUUUUAAUUCACCUCGUUUCUUCUGAAGCACCUUAACUUAAACCAUAAGGUGAUUUACAUGGUCCACCAGUGACUCAUAACUGGCAAGCAACUAUUGAUUCCAGUUAAUGUAUAUUCUUAUGAGGGCUUUUUAGAAGCUCAUAUCGGGCUAAUGCUGCAAUGCAGCUUUAGAUAUAGCCUGUUUAAGAUAUAGCACCCACAAGCCUGUUCCUCUUUGCUGAAAUGUGCCACGGACAGCACAAACUGUGCACUCUGCCCUAGAGUGGGCCCUCCGUAGUCUGCCUGUGUUGCUGCAAAUUGGUGUCUCUUUUUGAAGAAAUAAAAGACUUGUGAAUGUUUGCUCUGAUAAGGAACAAAAAAAAUGAAUACUAUUAGUGAAAUGGAAUUUAUUUUUUCUAUACUUUGUAGAAAUAUUAAUUGUAGAUAUUAAUCGUUAAGUUUCAUUUUUUGAAGUGCUCUGUGCUUAUGGCAAUCUGACGGUUUGAUAUGCAGAGGAAUGAAGAGAUGAGAACUUGAAAUGAAUGAUAUAACACUUUCUGUUUCAUGGUAGAACAAAUUCAUUUAUGCCAUUGCUGAAGAGGCAGAACAUAUUUAAUGGAAAUAAAUAUGGUUCCUAGUA